AUUAUUUAUACUAAUAAUUAAAAAAAGUAGUAUUUAUUUCUUCGUGUUUCUUUCUUCUUCAUUUUCCACUCUUCUUCUUCGCUUUCAUAUUUCAAAUUGCAGUAAUGAACAGUGCCACCGUUGAAUCAAUCGAAGAAAACGGAAACGGAAGCGAUUCAGACGUGAAUUCCGAUGAUGCUACGGAAUACUAUCAACCAAUAUCCGCCGUCGACGACGACGGUAGUUCAGACGGAGAAAACGCGAAUGAUUUCCAUCAAAUUCCGAACGGAUACACUGCGCACGGUGGAGCGGAGAACGGGAUCUCGAUGCUGGAUCUGAACGACGACGAGGAGGAAGAGGAGGAGAGAAGCGGAGAAGAGGUUGAAAAUGAGAUUCAGAGAGCGUUGAGGGAAGAGGAGAGAAGAAGGAUUGCACCGUUGACGGCGGAGAAUGCGACGAGGGUGAUGGAAGCGAUGCGGGGGAUUUCGUUUGCUGGAGAGGCUCCGAGAUGGGUUUCGGAAGUUCCGGAGGAGCGUUGGAUUGAUCAGAUUCGUAGACGGAGACAAUCAUCAAAUACUUGAAGAAUUGGAUAUGCAGAUUCAUGCUUUUUUUUUUUUUUUUCCUUCAUUUUGAUUAUGGAUUUGUAUUCUUUUUACGUUAUUUAGUUGUUAAAAAAAUUUGUGUUUUGGGAAGAAGAUGAAUAACGUGAUUUCUCAUUCAUAUUCUCA
Molecule: messenger RNA, 707 nt
Organism: Medicago truncatula (barrel medic)
Lineage: Eukaryota; Viridiplantae; Streptophyta; Magnoliopsida; Fabales; Fabaceae
Exons: 2
Coding region: 105-560 (151 amino acids)
Source: RefSeq, a predicted model, not a curated record